Messenger RNA from Tetrahymena thermophila SB210, 1149 nucleotides. RefSeq names its product ATP-dependent (S)-NAD(P)H-hydrate dehydratase. Gene Ontology annotation, biological process: metabolite repair. Lineage: Eukaryota; Ciliophora; Oligohymenophorea; Hymenostomatida; Tetrahymenidae. The record is from RefSeq and is a predicted model, not a curated record. Gene Ontology annotation, molecular function: ATP-dependent NAD(P)H-hydrate dehydratase activity. The transcript has a single exon.
AUGAUGAAAUAAAUUCUUCCUAAAAUAAUAUCUAGCUCAUAUAAAGGAUAAAAUGGCAGAUUAGCAAUCAUAGGCGGAUGCUUAGAAUACACUGGCGCCCCAUUUUACUCUUCCAUUUCAUAAUUAAAAGGUGGUUGCGAUUUAGCUCAUAUUUUUUGUACAAAACAAGCUGCAAUACCAAUUAAAGCAUAUUCCCCAGAAAUAAUAGUUCACUCAUAUCUAUAUAGUUUGAACGAAGAAGAAAAUCCUGAAAAAUACACAGCUUAAGAAAUAUAAUCUAAAUUAUAAAAAUCAAUAAAAUUAGUAGAUGACUGGGAAGGUGCACUCCACAGUUUUGUUAUUGGUCCAGGUUUAGGCCGCGAUGAGUGGAUUGAAUCAUAUUUAGGUGAUAUAAUAGCAGGGUUUAAAAAAUAGCAAAUAGUUGUAUUAGAUGCUGAUGGUUUGUGGUAUUUAAUACAUGAAUACUCUAAAUAAAAUAUCAAUGGAAAGAUUUUUAAGAGUGUUAUCAUUAAUGAUCCUCAGUAUCAUAUUUUAACACCUAAUUAAAUAGAGUUUGAGCGUUUAUGGAAAAGUUUUAUGGAAGGUUCUCCAAUCAAGCGUGAAGAAAGAGAAAAGUACAUGGAAAGUUUUAUUGCAGAUCACUACAAAUUAGAAUUAGAAUAAACUAAAUAAAUAAAAUAUGCAGAAUUAUAGUAUGUUGAAAUUAAAAAUUUAGAAAACCCUAUUGUAAAAGAUACAGUUUAGCUUUCUUAAAGACUGAAUAAUAUAAAUAUAGUGCAAAAAGGAAUGGUUGAUGUAAUUACUAACGGGAAAAAAGCUUUUUUAGUAGUUGAAAAAUCUUCAAAAAAGAGAUGCGGAGGAAUAGGAGAUAUUCUUAGUGGUUUGACAGGGCUUUAUAGUUAUUGGGGCAAAAGAUCAUUUUAAGAAAAGUCUUAAAAUUUAUCUUCUUUGCAUUUAUAAGAUACAAGCUUAGAUGAAGCUACUUGUAUCCUUUUAGGAUGCGUAUUGGCUUCUUGCAUUACUAGAAAGGCAAGUUAUGAAGCUUAUUUGAAACAUCAAUUUAGUCUUACUGCUCCAAAUGUUAUUGAGUAUGUAGGACCUACUUUUAUGGCAGUUUACAACAAUUUCUUUAAUGAAUCAAAGUUAUGA